Boleophthalmus pectinirostris (great blue-spotted mudskipper) is the source of this 4288-nucleotide messenger RNA. RefSeq names its product IQ motif and SEC7 domain-containing protein 1-like. Bases 380 to 3187 code for a protein of 935 amino acids. Lineage: Eukaryota; Metazoa; Chordata; Actinopteri; Gobiiformes; Gobiidae. The transcript has 10 exons. Gene Ontology annotation, biological process: actin cytoskeleton organization; regulation of ARF protein signal transduction. The record is from RefSeq and is a predicted model, not a curated record. Gene Ontology annotation, molecular function: guanyl-nucleotide exchange factor activity; protein binding.
CGUGGUGGAGCGAGAGACACCUCCACCUCCGAGAAAAUGCCACAUCGUAGCGUUGGCAGCGAGCACAAGGAAGAGCCUCACUCCACGGAACUACAGCCCGCACUAUGUGGUCGGUCUGGCGCGCUUGACAGCACUCCAGUUCCCAUGACGGAUUCAUUUAACCAAACCAGGAGAUUGUAAUGUUUUUUUCUUGACUUGAACUUUGACCAAAAGGAACUGGGUUUUAUUUUUUGAUACAUCGUCCACUUUGUAAAAACAAUGGCGAGGCGUAAAAGGCGCAACCUCUACUUGGAUUGUUAGUACACCGAGCAGAACCGACCUGCCUCUGCCGCUGUUCGCCACCGCUGCUGCUGUUGGCGUGAGCGGGUACUACGCGGACAUGGAUAGCCUCUCGGAGAACCCAACGCGGGCUUCGGAAUACCUAAGCGAGCUGAAUAAGAUCAUAGAGACGCAGCAGGAGUUGUUGGAGAGGCAGAGGGGCAGGAUUGAGGAGCUGGAGCAGCAAGUGUCCGACUUGUGCACUGAGAACGUGUGUCUGAAGGAACAGUACCAACGGCACCUGGCAACCUGCAGGCUGCAGCAGGGCAACAGCCUGAGCACGCUGGGAGCCAUCAAGGAGCACAUCACACACGAGAAGUCUGAUGAAGAUACAACCCGAAUAGUCAGGAGACAUGCCUCUUUACCUCUGGAGGUCACAGAAAAUCCUGGGAGGCUCUCCUCCUCGGCGGGCUGCAGGAGGGCCACGCCAUGCCGUCAGUGGAAAUCUGCAUCGUUUGGUGUGGAGGGGGAUGGGAGGCCCAAUGACAGUGGCCCUUCCCUGGACGGUGGCGCGGGGUACAGCCAGGGUCCGGUGACACACGGUUCAGCCAUCAGCCCGGACCGCUUUGACAGCCCCCUCUACAGCCACGGAGGGGUGCAGCCGGGCCCACAAAGACCUCGCCGACCCAAGCUCCAACACUCACAGUCCAUCCUCCGAAAACAAGCAGAGGAGGAGGCCAUCAAACGGUCCCGAUCACUGUCCGAGAGCUAUGAGCUGUCCUCAGACCUGCAGGAUAAACAGGUGGAGAUGCUGGAGCGUAAAUAUGGCGGGCGCUUCAUAACACGACAUGCCGCCCGCACCAUCCAGACGGCAUUCCGGCAGUAUCAGAUGAACAAGAACUUUGAACGCCUGCGAAGCUCUAUGUCGGAAAACCGAAUGUCACGCCGCAUUGUCCUGUCCAACAUGAGGAUGCAGCUAUCUUUCGAGGGUCCAGAAAAAGUUCACAGUUCCUACUUUGAGGGUCGGCAAGUUUCCAUGACUGAAGACGGCAAUCCCCUCACCAUGCAAGAGUGUGGGGACAUGGACCGCCGGCAGCACCAGCCCAACAUGGCAGCUCAUCCAGUGCAACAAGCGGAUCUUACAGAUGCCAUUACGGAGCUAGAGGAUGCCUUUUCCAGACAGGUCAAAUCUUUAGCUGAAUCUAUAGAUGAUGCACUGAACUGUCGUAGUCUCCAAGGUGACGAAGGCCCAGACCCGGAGUCUAUGGGCUGUCCUGAGGUGCAGCGUGAAGUCCCAUACCAGUCCCAUCGCAGGACAGGGGGGCGCAUGCAUGACGAAGCAAUGGCAUACAGUGACGUUACUCUGUUUAUUGAUGAAGAGGAUAUGUCCCGUCCUAUAGCAUUAAGGUCAGGAGAGCAGCAGUCCAGUACAGAGUCAGACUUGAGACUACGAUCGGUCAACUCAUCCCAAGAGUACUGGCCGAUCGAUCCUAAAGAUGAGGGGAGAGACACGGACACAAGCUGCCGGAGCACUCCCUCUUUGGAGUGCCAGGAACAGCGUUUAAGAAUGGACCACCUGCCCCUCCUGACAAUUGAACCUCCCAGUGAUAGCUCUGCAGAACUGAGCGACCGCUCUGAAAGGUCUGUGAAAAGGCCGCCUGUGUACGAACCACAUGGACAUAUUGUUACCUCCUCACAGGCGAGCCCCAAACACAUUUCCCACGGACCCCCUCCUCGAGCUCCGCCACGGGACGAUGACGCACCCCUACGCCAUCGCCACCGGCAACUAGAGAGCCACCUAGCCAUCAACGGGUCGGCAAAUCGGCAGAGCAAGUCAGAGUCUGACUUUUCUGACGGGGACAAUGACAGUAUCAACAGCACAUCCAAUUCAAAUGAUACGAUUAACUGUAGCUCAGAGUCCUCGUCACGGGACAGUCUCAGAGAGCAGACCCUGAGCAAACAGACAUACCACAAAGAGACGCGAAACAGCUGGGACUCUCCCAUCUUCAGCAACGACGUCAUCCGAAAGAGGCACUAUCGAAUCGGGCUCAACCUCUUCAACAAGAAGCCAGAGAAGGGCAUCCAGUACCUGACGGAGAGGGGCUUCAUCCCAGACACACCUGUGGGUGUGGCUCACUUCCUGCUGCAGAGGAAAGGCCUGAGUCGACAGAUGAUCGGAGAGUUCCUCGGCAACCGUCAGAAACAGUUCAACAGAGAUGUCCUAGACUGUGUGGUGGAUGAGAUGGACUUCCAGGGCAUGGAGCUGGAUGAGGCCCUCAGAAAGUUCCAGAACCACAUCAGAGUCCAAGGAGAGGCCCAGAAGGUGGAGCGCCUCAUCGAAGCCUUCAGUCAGCGGUACUGCAUCUGUAACCCCACUGUGGUGCGACAGUUCAGAAACCCUGACACCAUCUUCAUUCUGGCCUUCGCCAUCAUCCUCCUCAACACAGACAUGUACAGCCCCAACGUCAAACCAGAGAGGAAGAUGAAGCUCGAGGAUUUCAUCAAGAAUUUGAGAGGUGUGGAUGAUGGAGAGGACAUCCCCAGAGAGACACUUGUGGGCAUUUAUGAAAGGAUCCGAAAGAGAGAACUCAAAACCAAUGAGGAUCACGUGUCCCAGGUGCAGAAAGUAGAGAAGCUCAUUGUGGGCAAGAAACCGCAGCCUAAGCAGGGACUCUCAGACUUCCUUCACCCUAGACACUUCCUCCAGCUCGUCCGGGGGGACCCCGAGGCGUUCCCAGGCCAGCCGAGAGACAUAGUCCCUCCAGCGUGUCCUGGGUCUUCCCCGGGGCCUCCUCCCGGUGGGACAUGCCUGGAACACCUCCUGAGGGAGGCGCCCAGGAGGCAUCCGGAACAGAUGCCCAAGCCUCAGCUGGCUCCUCUCGACGUGGAGAAGCAGCGGCUCUACUCCAAGCUCCUCCCGUGUGACUGAGCUCCUCACCCUAUCUCUAAGGGAGCGCCCAGCCACCCUGCGGAGGAAACUCAUUUCGAGCGCUUGUAUUCGCGAUCUCGUCCUUUCGGUCACUACCCAGAGCUCAUGACCAUAAGUGAGAAUAGGAAUGAAGACUGACCGGUAAAUCGAGAGCUUCGCCUUUCGACUCAGCUCCCUCUUCACCACAACGGUCCGAUACAGCGACCGCAUCACUGCAGACGCUGCACCGAUCCGCCUGUCAAUCUCAUGUUCCGUCCUCCCUUCACUCGUGAACAAGACAAAAAGAACAAAAUAUAUAUAUAUAUACUAUUUUAGAAAUUUAAUUAUGCAGGAUUAUAUCAUGCUUUCAGGUGGGGGGAAAGGGAGUGAGUAGGCCCUCAUAUUAUGUCCCUCUUGAAAAUGUUAACUAUAUUAACAGGGCAUUUCAACAGUAAUGUAUGCCCCUAAUCUCUAUUACAGUUAAUGGUCUAACAUGGUGAUGACACUUGAAACCCACAAAUUCUUGUAAUCUAGAGUCUGGUGAUACUCAGGGUGCUUUGUUGUUUUGUGCAUACUUGGUUUAGUCUGAAAUUAAUUUUGCUCUAAUCCUGGUGGUAGUUGUUGUAUAAACAUUGAAUCACAGGUCCAUAUAAUGUGAUCUUGUCUGAAACCCAGCAGCAAUCAACAAUACAGCGAAAAAGCGCACAGUAUUAGAAAUGGAAGCUUUGCACCUUUGGGUGUUGUUGUGUGAAAAUUGACUUGUGCCGGAGCCCUUCAUGCUCAUGAUUUUUACACACCCAGAGCUCUCGCAAUGUUUUCUCCAGCCUAAAGAAAAAUGGGCUGCCAUCUUGUACACAUUACAGGCUCUGGUCUGCUGAUUGAGUUAGAACACAACAUUCGACCUAGGCUUGUGGCUGUUUUGAUUUAACCUUUUGAUUGGACAAUAAUAAACAAUACAACAAUAUUUUCGCCUAUUAAAAACACAUGACUGCAUCAGUGCAGUGGUAGUAUCAAAGUUAUAAGACCAUUGUCCUAUGAAUAAGAAUUUUAGUUUAGGUUCUUCUAGUAAUAGUUAGACACACUGGAAAGAUAUUAGUCUCGAUAUAGAAAUAGCUUUUGGAA